AUGGGGAAUUUACUCAACCUUGCUAUCCUCACCAUGUUGGUGGCGACGCUCUAUGGCCCUGUAUACCGACGGCUGACUGUGCUGGGAGUGCUCCGGAAAGCCACAGACGAAGUAAGAUUGGCAGCGCAACAGGCCUUCUACAGAAUCGAGGACACGAUGCAGUGUGAAGAUCUACAUUACUACACGCCUACCCAUCAGAUUUUCACCGCCUGUGAAGACUCGGUGCUGCCCCGAUUCAAGUGGUUUCCUCCCUUAGGAAAUUUUGAAGGGCCGGUAGAUUCGACUGGGUCCAUCCAUGUCAUUGAUCCCCGGACCAUGAAAUCGACGCGCCUAGCCUUUGAAAACUUCGCUGGUCCCUUAGUCACACAUGGAAUAGAAGUCCUGGAAGACCCCGACAGUCCUGAUGCCGUCUACAUCUUUGUUGUGAACCAUUUGCCGAACAUGGUGUACUACCAUGCUGGUCCACAUUCUCAGGAAAUCCCGAGGGCGUGCUCGCAGGUUGAGCUAUUCCAUCAUGUUCUGGGAACUAAUACGGCCCGGCAUGUGCGCUCCAUCAGGCAUCCGUUGAUCGUUACCCCGAAUGACAUCAUUGCUGAGAGUCCUCUCUCCUUUUAUGUCACUAACGACCACUUCUACCGUGACGGCUUCAAGCGUCACAUCGAGGAUCUCUUUCCUGCAGCCAAGUGGUCUAACAUCGUGCAUGUUCAACUGGACAGCCUUGAAUCAGAGCAGGCAGAAACCGGCGUCGAUGCUAAAGUGGCGUUGACUGGAUUACAAAACAACAACGGUCUUGGGCAUGGCCAAUCGAAGGGGGAAUUACUCAUCUCUAGUGCUACCAGCGGGAUUAUGUAUCGUGGCCGGACGAAUCCUGAAACCCGCAAUAUCUCUAUCGUGGACGAGGUUCAUUUCGAUAGUUCUAUCGACAACCCGAGCUAUUAUACGGAUCCAUAUCGGACUUCCUCUGAGGACGCCGGUGGCUACGUGCUUGCAGGGCUACUACGAUGCAUCGACCUAGCUAAGACUCAUGCCAAUCCAAAUGGUAAGGACGGUGUUAUGGUGUGGUAUACACGCCCCAAAGCUGCAAAGGAGGAAGGAGGCGUUGUAGAAUGGGAGACUCGCUUGAUAUUUGAAGAUGAUGGAACGAACAUUAGGUCGAGUAGCACGGCAUUGUUAGUUCCCAUUGAGCCGAAGCCCCAGGAGAAGAAGAAAGCGUGGCUGUUUGUAACCGGUUUUGUCUCCGAAAGUGUUAUUGCUGUUGAAGUCUUGCUGUAA
Aspergillus oryzae RIB40 is the source of this 1272-nucleotide messenger RNA. RefSeq lists its product as uncharacterized. Lineage: Eukaryota; Fungi; Ascomycota; Eurotiomycetes; Eurotiales; Aspergillaceae. The transcript is spliced from 2 exons. The record is from RefSeq and is a predicted model, not a curated record. Bases 1 to 1272 code for a protein of 423 amino acids.